Lycium barbarum (goji berry) is the source of this 1498-nucleotide messenger RNA. RefSeq lists its product as uncharacterized. Bases 46 to 1074 code for a protein of 342 amino acids. NCBI's taxonomy places the organism in Eukaryota, Viridiplantae, Streptophyta, Magnoliopsida, Solanales, Solanaceae. The transcript has 6 exons. Gene Ontology annotation, molecular function: calcium ion binding. The record is from RefSeq and is a predicted model, not a curated record. Gene Ontology annotation, cellular component: endoplasmic reticulum.
AGGAAGAAAAAGUUCUUCGUAGAGUCACAGUACGACAACGAAAAAAUGUCGAAGGUGGUGGUUUCCACCAUAAUCACCGCCUUCGUCUUUUUCGUUGUACUAUUCACACAAUUACUCAAAUUGAAUCAUAAUAACGUAUAUUACACACCUAAUGGCUUGAGCAGAAGAUUAGGCCUUAAGACUCGUGACCCUAUUUUUGAUCCUCUUGUUGCUGAAUUGGAGAGAAAGCCUAAAGGAAAAAAUAAAGCAGAUAAUUCGAGUCGAAGAUCGCAUAAUAAGGAGGAUGAUAAAUAUUUUGAUAAUGAUGGGAGGUUGAAAACUAGUUUGAGAUUAAUGGUUUUGUUCCCUAUUUUGGAUGUUGCACCGAAAGAUGGUUUUAUUGAAUAUAAGGAGCUAGAAGUUUGGAAUACGCAACAAGCUAUUGAUCGUUUGCAUUAUAGAACUAAGAGAGAAUUGGAGUUUCGAGAUAAGGAUGGAGAUGGAGCUAUUUCUUUCUCUGAAUAUUUGCCUCAAUUUACCAAUGAAGACAUAGAGAGAAAUGAGACAAGCCAUGGAGAAGCAGGAUGGUGGAUGGCACAAUUUAGAAAUGCUGAUGCUGAUCGAAGUGGAACUCUAAACUUAUAUGAAUUUAGAGAUUUUAUGCACCCUGAAGAUAGCAGGAACGAAAAUAUACAAAGGUGGUUGUUGAGAGAAAAAAUAAGGCAAAUGGAUGUAAACAAGGAUAAGAAGCUUAAUCGAUUGGAAUUUAGUAAUGGUGCUUAUAACAUUUAUAAGACGUACCUUGAAUAUGAAUCUCGGGGAACAAAUAUUCCUACACCAUUUGAAGCAUUCGCCAAGCUUGACUGCGAUGGGGACGAAUUUCUGAGAGUGGAAGAAUUGAAACCAAUUCUACAGUAUUUGUGCCCCGGAGAACUGUCCUAUGCUAAAGUCUACACCACUUAUUUGAUUCGAGAGGCUGAUGAUAACCAAGAUGGUAAAUUAUCGUUGGAUGAGAUACUGAAUCAUGAAAGCAUUUUCUAUAGUACGGUAUAUGACAAUGGUAGGAAUGAAGAUCUAUUCCACGACGAACUCUAAUUUGUGGUACGUCACUCAAGUGCCAUUGGGACCAUUGAAUUUUGAACGUACAUAGCACGUAGGUUGAUUCAAUAUUGAGAUGACAAAUGCCGGAGCAGACUCUCUUUUUUUCUCUCUUUUUUCUCAUAGGCUUUCUCCUUCUUGUUAUGAUAAUCAUCCCAAAGAACCUCUAACAUUUUGAUUGACUGACACUCCAUUCACUUGUACAUAAAUGAUAUUUGUUCCUUUUUUUCUUUUAUGUAAUUACUUAGGGUGUUUUUGGUAGGAAGGAAAAUAUUUUUGCGGAAGAUGUUUUUCUAGUUUUUUUUUUGGUGUUUGGUAAGUAAGCAUAAAAUAUAGUCUCAUAUUUGUAUAUAAUCUAGGCAAACACUAUGUAUGAUGGUGGGGGUAAUAUGUGGUGCGUUUGAGAAUGCAGAGGAGUGAA